Messenger RNA from Topomyia yanbarensis, 441 nucleotides. Its product is annotated as cuticle protein 19-like. The transcript has 2 exons. Bases 44 to 376 code for a protein of 110 amino acids. Lineage: Eukaryota; Metazoa; Arthropoda; Insecta; Diptera; Culicidae. Gene Ontology annotation, cellular component: extracellular matrix. The record is from RefSeq and is a predicted model, not a curated record.
CUUCCAAAACGAACUAACCAAAGUACUACACAGGAGAUCCAAGAUGUUUAAGAUCAUCGUUCUGGUUGCCUGUCUGGCUGCUGUUGCCUCAGCUCAGUUCGGAGGAGAUCAUGAUGAAUAUCAUCAUUCGCAUCCAAAGUACAAGUACGAAUACGGCGUCAAGGACCACCACACCAAAGAUCACAAGAGUCAGUGGGAGCAUCGUGAUGGCGACCACGUAAAGGGACAGUACACUCUGGAUGAGGCCGACGGAACCCAUCGCAUUGUGGAUUACAGUUCAGAUCACAAAACUGGAUUCCAGCCGCAUGUUCAGCGCAAGGGACACGCCCAUCAUCCGCACGGAGAGAGCUAUGCUAACAUUGAACAGCAUUACUGAAUUAGCCAAUGAUUCAAAUGACUGUUGCCAGUAAACUGAACUAAAGAUCAAAUAGCAAUCUAAAU